CCUGUUUAAAACCCACAGUUGGUUCCGUCUCCGGUCAGGGAAUCCUCGGUACCGUAGCGGCGGUGACAACUGUUCUGUUGUAAUGUCAGCAGCUGGUCUCUGUCAGUUUUUCUUCAGCCGUUCAGGAUUUUGGACUUUUAUCUUCGUCGUGGUUUUGGUCUGGACUCCUGUUAAAGGUGGCCUCCAUCUGAUUGGUUCGUCUCAGCCAAUCGUAGCUGCUCCUGGAGAUGACGUCGUCCUCCCAUGUCGGGUGGAUCCCGAGUGGGACGCCGUGGGGAAGACGGUGGAGUGGUCCCGACCGGACCUGAGGCCGUCCGGCCCUCAGAAGCGUGUGGAGUACGUGUUCGUGUAUCGCUUCAAGAAGACGGACCGAGACAUGAUGAUGGACACGUACAUCCAGAGGACGUCUCUGUCCCAGGACGGCCUGAGGCGAGGAGACGUGUCUCUGACCAUCAGGAACGUCAGCCUGCAGGACCACGGCAGGUUCCGAUGUUUCAUCCCACGCCUCAGGAUAGAAGCAGAACUUCUGCUUGUUGUUGAUCCAAACUUUGUUUCAACAACGACAACAGAGUCGGUUCAUCCCAGAAACCUCAUCACUCCGACGCCACAGCAGGAAACCGUGACGAACGGUCGUCGGUCCAGGAUGUUUCUUGUUUUGCCCAUUAUUCUCUUCAUCAUUUCUCUGAGUUUACUUUUCAUCUUCAGCUUGAAAAAUAUCUCCAAAACCAAAUUUCAACAGAACCCCCUGAGAGCCUCUGCCUUGCAGUUUUGUUGCUUUGCUCAAGAGCAGACCUGUGUUGAUGUGGAGAAGAACUCCAACUGCAGCGUCAUGGAAACUGUGGAGACUGAGUCGAUUAGUCUGAGGCAUAUCGAUGAAACCAGGUUCUCCAUAAAGCAGCUCUCAGACUGCAGGAAUCCUACAAACUUUCAGAUAAACAUGAGAAAAUGUUCUGGAUUGAUCCAACAAGCUCGUCUGUUGGCUGAACUGUGUCUGUGCAGAGCAGCUCUGGGAUCCUGCAGAACCUCUUCAACCAUAUCCUGAGCCAAGAAAAGGCUCCACUGUUCUGGAAGACAUCCUGCCUGGUUCCAGUUCCAAAGAAAACUCAACCACCACAGACCUGCUGCCCUGACAUCCCACAGCAUGGAGGUUCUGGAGAGACUCCUGUUGGCCCACCUGAGUAAGCAGACAAGCUCAUAUCAAGACCCUCUGCAGUUUGCUUAUCGCCAUGGAAAUGGAGGUUGCCAUCAUACACCUGCUUCAACAAACUUUGUGUCAUCCAGACAAAGUGAGGAUCGUGUUCUCUGAUUUUUCCAGUCCAUUUAACACGAUUCAGUCUGAGCUGCUCUGUGAGAAACUCCAGAAGACACAAGUGGAGGCCUCAACGAUCACCUGGAUCUACCUGACAGACAGACAGACCACCGUUUGUGAGACUAAAGGACUCUGUGUCUAACCAGGUGGUCAGCAACAUAUUAGCACCACAGGGCUCUGUGCUCUCACCAUUCCUUUUCACUCUGUACACUUCAGACUUCCAGCACAAGUCCAACAUCUACAGAAAUACUCAGAUGAUUCUGCAGUUGUUGGGUGAAUCAGAGAUGAUCAUGCAAAGAAGAAUUCUUGAUAAAAUUAAGAAAAUUAUGGACAAUCCUGACCAUCCUCUUCAUGAAACUGUCUUGGGAAGGUAGAGUAUCUUCAGUCAGAGGCUUCUUCAGAUUCAGUGCAGUACAGACUGCUACAGAAGAUCUUGGACACCACAUGGCCGGACCGAACCGAUCGAACCGUUAUACCUAGGAUUUCUGUCGGCUAAUGUUUGGUCUCAGGUUUU
Molecule: messenger RNA, 1823 nt
Organism: Xiphophorus hellerii (green swordtail)
Lineage: Eukaryota; Metazoa; Chordata; Actinopteri; Cyprinodontiformes; Poeciliidae
Exons: 6
Coding region: 83-1042 (319 amino acids)
Biological process (GO): regulation of cytokine production; T cell receptor signaling pathway
Cellular component (GO): external side of plasma membrane
Molecular function (GO): signaling receptor binding
Source: RefSeq, a predicted model, not a curated record